AUGCCUAGAGACGAUUUAUCCAUCGACUUCGUCAGGAAGAUGCCGCCUGUCGAGCUCGACCCGGCAUUGAUUCUCGACGAGUGGAUCAAUAGGACACAGAACCUGCCCGAGGAGCUGCGCUUCCUGCAGGAUGAAAUCGCCGAUAAGGACCGUCAAUAUGACAAGCUCGUGAGGGAGAUCGAGGAGCGAGACGGGCGUAUACAGAAGUGGAUCAAAGCCCAUGGCAGCCACCAUCCAAACCCGAAAGAGGACGAGUACAGGGCAACCAUCAGGAAGAACUUCGCGCUGGCAGAACAGUUGUCCAACGAGAAGAUCUCGCUUACCCAGAAGCUGCAGCAGACCAUGGACAAGCACAUCCGCCAGCUGGACAUGCAGCUAAAGAUGCUCUACGACCGCAGCGAGCCAGGCUUUACAGACCCUGAUGAGCUGCCCUCUCUCCUGCGCCCCAGCGCCGCGAAUGCCACGAACGGGACGCCCGCGCCCCGAGCCGUCAAUGGCACCCACCCCUCGAUCUCGGCGUUGAAUACAGCUGGGAAUGGAACCCAGGCUCGAGUAGCCAACGCCCAGGUACGGAAUGCUCAGACACUGCACCACGGCUCGGCAUCUGCGCCGGCUAGCCCGGCUGCGAGCAUGAUCAUGGGUCGCCAGGUGCGCGAGAGCUCCGCCGGUCCCGGCGGCGGAGCGCCUAAGCAGCGCUUGAACCGGCCGGGCAAUCUGCCCACAACCUCCAGCGGACUGGCCCGUCAUUCGUCCCUCGGCCCGGGCACACCGAAAGGCCACCAGACAGCUGCAGGCAUCCAGCGGGCCGGCAGCGCAGGACCACGCGCAGCGACUAAGGGCCUGGGCGUCGGGGCAGGCCGCAAAGCAGGGACGCCAUCCAGCACAGCGGGGCGCAAGAAGGGCACGCCAGCCGGGGGCAGCGGAAUUAACAAGUCGGGACUGUCCCGCGUGAAGCGCGCAGCCAAGAACUCGCCCUCCUCCACCGCCGAAAGCGAGCUCUCAGACGCCGAUUCAGCUAGCGACGAUGAAAGCGACAGUCGCACCGGCGGGCGGCGCACCCCCGUCGUGCUCUCCCGCUCGGGCUCGAACCAAGCCGCUCUACCCCCUUCCGCGCGGGAAGGAAGCCACCAUACGCCCACGGCGGGCGGUCCGGACGGCGUCCGUGCCGUGACCCGCCCGAGCCCGCACCAUCGCACCACUAUCAAAGACGAAGACGACGUGAUGGAGAUCGACGAUGACGAGGCCGGCGACGACAAGAAGUAUUGCUCUUGCCAGAACGUCAGCUUCGGCAACAUGGUGGCGUGCGACAACGACGACUGUCCGUACGAGUGGUUUCACUGGGGCUGUGUCGGACUCAAGAGCGAACCCAACGGGACCUGGUAUUGCCCUGAGUGCAGCGAGAAGUUAAGGAAGAAGGAGAAGGGCGGGGCUAUUGGAGGGGCUGGAGUGGCAAAGGCUACUCUCAUCCGGGAUUGA
This is a messenger RNA of Chaetomium strumarium, 1476 nucleotides long. Its product is annotated as inhibitor of growth proteins N-terminal histone-binding-domain-containing protein. The record is from RefSeq and is a predicted model, not a curated record. The coding region runs from base 1 to 1476 and encodes 491 amino acids. Gene Ontology annotation, cellular component: NuA4 histone acetyltransferase complex; nucleus. Lineage: Eukaryota; Fungi; Ascomycota; Sordariomycetes; Sordariales; Chaetomiaceae. Gene Ontology annotation, biological process: regulation of DNA-templated transcription. The transcript is spliced from 2 exons.